CUAACGUAACAUUGGCUUCUCCUUCUCUGGGGGAAAAAAAAACGUACGAUCAGGUCCCCGGACAACGGAACGGCUGCUGCAACAUAAUCUCAAACUAGUAACCUACCUACCUAAGUAGUAACCUAGGACUCCAACCCCCAUCCGGGGAAAAAGAGGAGAACAAAGAAGAAGAAGAAAAGAUGGAGAAAAGCGAAGAUCUAAACGAUGACCCCAUCGCCGAGCUAAUCACUAGCUUCAACGAGCUCAACGCCGGCGCGGUCGAGGAGCUAGACGAGGAGCCGAGCCCGCUCGAGUUCAUGAGGUACGUAGCGCGGAACACCCCCUUCGUCGUGCGCCGCGGAGCCUCCGACUGGCCGGCGGUACGACGCUGGACCGCUUCCUAUCUCCGGGACGAGCUGGCCGGGCACCACGUCAACGUCGCUGUGACGCCGUAUGGAAACGCCGACGCCCCCACCGAGAAAGACGGCCAUCUGGUAUUCGCCAAGCCGCACGAGGAAGACCAGCCUUUCGAGGAGUUCCUCGACUACUUGACAUCUCAAGAGUUAUCAUCUUCCCACUCCUCCUUCUCCUCACCUGAGAGCAGAAGAGAAGUUCGGUAUGCUCAGACUCAGAAUGAUAAUCUUCGCAACGAGUACUCUUCCCUCUACUCCCAAGUGCCCCCCUCCAUCCCCUUCGCGCGCAUCGCCCUGCAAAAGGACCCCGAUGCCGUGAACCUAUGGAUCGGCAGCUCCGCGUCCGUAACCGCGCUUCACCGCGACAACUACGAGAACGUGUACGUACAAGUCGCGGGCCGCAAGCACUUCGUCCUGCUGCCCGCGCUGUGCCAGCCGUGCGUCAACGAGCAGGAGCUCGAGCCCGCGUCCUACGUCCGGGAGGCCGCCGGCGGCGGAAACCUGCUACGCCUGCAGAGCGAGGAGGACGGCGAUAAGGUCCCCUUUGCGAUCUGGGAUCCCGACCAUCCGACUCUCCGAAGUACCAAAUAUUCGCACCUGGCGCGACCCCUGAGGGUUACGUUGGAUCCGGGCGAUAUGCUCUAUCUACCUGCUAUGUGGUGAGUUGCGAGAAAAAAAGAAAAAAGUGUCAGCAUAAUGGAUCCUGAUAUAUCCCUACCUAACCUGCAUCAUCCCCUACAUCCCCUGAAUAAUAUACCUAGCAUUACCUAGAGAGAGAGAGAGAGUAUUUAUGACCUAUCAUUUUAGGUACCACAAAGUCUCGCAAUCUUGUUCCGAAGAAGGCAUCUGCGUCGCCGUCAACUACUGGUACGAUAUGGAGU
Messenger RNA from Daldinia caldariorum, 1273 nucleotides. Its product is annotated as Clavaminate synthase-like protein. The record is from RefSeq and is a predicted model, not a curated record. NCBI's taxonomy places the organism in Eukaryota, Fungi, Ascomycota, Sordariomycetes, Xylariales, Hypoxylaceae. The transcript has 2 exons. The coding region runs from base 180 to 1055 and encodes 291 amino acids. Gene Ontology annotation, molecular function: 2-oxoglutarate-dependent dioxygenase activity.